CUUUAUCUCAACAUUUAGGAAAGUGGAACGCUUGAAUAAACAGAAGUAUUAUGACAACAACGACUAUUUUGUUGUCCAUAUGCUAUUUUGCGCUUACUUCUGUGCAAGGUAUACAUGGAGAUAUAUAUUGUCUGCAAUGUUCUGAUGUAGCUAGCGCACGUGAUUGUUACCAGGUUAAAAAAUGUGGACCGCAACAGGUGUGCUAUUCAACAACAGUGGUUUCAUCAACCGGCCAUAUUUCCAGGGAAAUGGGUUGUCGAGAUAGAGUACAAUGCAGCAAAACCAUUGUGGGAAAAAGAUCACCCUUCCGAAGUGUGGGGGAUACUCCUAUCUGUGAUGAAUGUUGUGACACCAACAUAUGCCAACCAAAGCUUUGUCAGGACAAAGAUUACGCUACAGACAGAGGACAAAUAUGUUUCAACUGCGAUGUACGAGUGAAAAAUGAUCCAUGUUUCCAAGUUACUGAGUGUGCUAGGGACGAGGUGUGCGCUACAACGCAUAAACUAUUGCCAUCAAGAAGUUUUGGGAUACAACAAGGUUGUUUUGGCAAACACACCUGUGCCGCAGUGUUAGCCUCCCCUAACUUUCAUAAAACAAACCAGACAUGCUUCAAAUGUUGUGAUACAGACCUGUGUAAUACUGACUGUGGAAACAACUCUGCAUCUACCAUACAUGUAGCUGGAGCUGGAGCAACUACACAAACUUCUGCUUCUGGUUGUGUGGAUAGAACAGCGGAAGCUACGUGUAAACUUGCGUCCAGUAUUGUUUGCCAAGACCAGACGCAUGCACAGAACGCCAAUUGUGAGCACUACUGCGGAUACUGUUAAAUACAGUAAAAUGCCAAGCUUUUCGUUGUCUUUAAACAAAACUUAUGUCAUUUAACUAAGCUUAAUCAUAAAUACGAUUUUAUGAAACGUUAUACUUGA
Mercenaria mercenaria is the source of this 926-nucleotide messenger RNA. RefSeq names its product low-density lipoprotein receptor-related protein-like. Lineage: Eukaryota; Metazoa; Mollusca; Bivalvia; Venerida; Veneridae. The coding region runs from base 51 to 827 and encodes 258 amino acids. The record is from RefSeq and is a predicted model, not a curated record. The transcript is spliced from 9 exons.